Molecule: messenger RNA, 370 nt
Organism: Rubroshorea leprosula
Lineage: Eukaryota; Viridiplantae; Streptophyta; Magnoliopsida; Malvales; Dipterocarpaceae
Source: the annotation of a GenBank genome assembly
AUGCAUUUAAAGACCCAGAAUGUAUUUGGGUGCGUCUUGAUGGUAACGUUUUUUCAAUAAUUUUCUUCUGCAUUAGUCAUGCCCAUGCCUAUCAACAGUUGUUCACCUGCGCCUACGCGGAGCCGUGUUUCAGCUGCCAAUCAAACACUGAAUUCACAGCCUCCAAAUGCUGUCAUAAUCAACUCUACGCUAUUACAUUAUUUUCAAAGUUUAAGAUAACAAUCAAAGGUAGGAUCAUAAUCAGACAAGACCAGAUAAUAAUGAUAUAAUUCCUCGGACAUCAUAUGCAAUAAUUGCGGCUUUAUUGUGCACGAGAUCACAAUCUGUGAGAGCAGAGACAAAAUCAGAGUAAUAAAAUAGAAUUCCAUUU